Molecule: messenger RNA, 903 nt
Organism: Sorghum bicolor (sorghum)
Lineage: Eukaryota; Viridiplantae; Streptophyta; Magnoliopsida; Poales; Poaceae
Product: transcription factor bHLH85
Exons: 5
Coding region: 1-903 (300 amino acids)
Biological process (GO): regulation of transcription by RNA polymerase II
Cellular component (GO): nucleus
Molecular function (GO): protein dimerization activity; DNA-binding transcription factor activity, RNA polymerase II-specific; RNA polymerase II cis-regulatory region sequence-specific DNA binding
Source: RefSeq, a predicted model, not a curated record
AUGGAGUCUGGAGGAGUGAUUGCAGAGCCAAGCUGGAGUUUGGUUGAUGUACCAUUUCAGGCUGAGGAGUCGGAGAUAAUGGAACAGCUGCUUGGUACCUUCCCCUCUAAUGGUGAGGAAGAUCACCAAGAGUUUCCUUGGCCUAUUCAAGCUUCCAAUUCAUUUUAUUUCCAUUGCAAUGCUAGUGCAAGUACAUAUAGCUCCACGAGUAGCAAUGGUUCUGGUAGUCUCAGCCUUAUUAUGCCAUCUGAACAUGGGGGCUACUAUUUAAGUGACUCCUGCACUGCACCACUGCACUUAAACAUGGUUCAGAAUCAAGGUGCAGCUCUGUUCAUGGAUUCCAUUCUUAACCCUUCUUACGGGAGCUGUGAUUCAAGCUGUGAUGAUCUUGGGGAUUCAAGCAUGAACCUGCUCGAUUCCAUUGGUACUUCUGACAAGAGAAAGCACCUGGAACAAGGCAAACUGGAUGGCCACACAAGAAGUCGAAAAUAUGCAAAGAAGUCUGAUUCUAAGAGGGCCAAGAAGAUCAUGCAACGGGAAGAUGGACAAAGCUUGAGUUCCUGCACCUUUGAAAAUGACUCAAAUGCUUCUCAAGGACGGCCUGUUUCUGAUAACCUGGGUGGCAAGGCUAAAGCUGACCGCCGGUCCGCAACAGAGUCCCAGAGCCUCUACGCAAGGAAAAGAAGAGAGAGGAUCAAUGAGAGGCUGAGGAUAUUGCAGAACCUUGUACCAAAUGGAACCAAAGUAGAUAUCAGCACUAUGCUUGAAGAGGCGGUGGAGUAUGUGAAGUUCUUGCAGCUUCAAAUCAAGCUCCUCAGCUCUGAUGAAAUGUGGAUGUAUGCUCCGAUCGCAUACAACGGGAUGAAUAUUGGAAUUGAUCUGAACCUCUCUCAGCGUCGAUAA